AUGCCUAGACAAAGAAGAUCAGCUCCAGCUCCAAGACAACAAACAAGAUCAGCACAUACAGCAGCAGCACCAUCAUCAUAUGGUCAACAACAUCAUUCGUCAUAUCCAGCAGCUCAUCCACAAACACAACAAAGACAACCAGGAUUAUUUGGACAAAUGGCAUCAACAGCUGCUGGUGUUGCAGUAGGUUCAACUAUUGGUCAUACUUUAGGUGCUGGUAUAACUGGAAUGUUUGGUGGUAGAUCCGAAGCUCCAGUAGAACAACAACAUCAACAACAAGAUUUAACUCAAUAUCAACAACAACAAUCAUAUGUUGGUCAACAAGAACAAACAAGACAAUGUGAUGUUGAUGCAAGAAAUUUUACUAGAUGUUUAGAAGAAAAUGAUGGUAAUAUGCAAACUUGUGGUUAUUAUUUACAACAAUUAAAAGCUUGUCAAGAAGCUUCAAGACAAUAUUAA
Messenger RNA from Lodderomyces jiufengensis, 459 nucleotides. RefSeq lists its product as uncharacterized. NCBI's taxonomy places the organism in Eukaryota, Fungi, Ascomycota, Pichiomycetes, Serinales, Debaryomycetaceae. The transcript has a single exon. The coding region runs from base 1 to 459 and encodes 152 amino acids. The record is from RefSeq and is a predicted model, not a curated record. Gene Ontology annotation, biological process: mitochondrion organization. Gene Ontology annotation, cellular component: nucleus; mitochondrion.